GCAACCCCCAUCAGCCCCAGCCCCGGUGAUCGGUGGCCAUGGAUGAGGGGAGCUGUAGUUCAGCAACAGCUGGAGGUGGCAGGUUCUCCGUUCCUCGAGUCUUUUAGGUCAUUUGGACUGCGGGUCCAGCUCCCCGAGCCAGCCAUGAUGGCUGGGAGGGGGCUGUAGGCUGGAGAACACCCGACUGGGCCUCACACACUUUGAGCACCGUCGGGAGGUUAUGGGCUGGAUCUCCUUACCUUUAUAUUCAGCCUUUUCUUACGAUUGGAAAGAAUCCUCUAAUCCACAUCUGUGCUUUGUGAACACAGAAUUAGGGCGGUGUUGAAGUGGCAUUGCCCCGUUCCAUCCGAGCUAUGUCUGUUGGCUGUGCUCUCGCCCGAGCACACUUCCUCUUUCGCCAGCACCUCCUGACCCUCCUGGACCACCCGCAUUGCACCAUCCACGCUUCCUGCGCUGCAUUUGCUGGGCACAACAAAUGGUCCAAGGUAAAACAUGUGAAGGGUCCUAAAGAUGCUACCCGGGCCAUUCUUUUCCAAAAGCUCACCAUGCUGCUCCGACUGGCUGUGAAAGAAGGAGGCCCUGACCCUCACCUGAACUCUAAUUUAGCCAACGUUAUUGAGCAGUGUCGGAGCAGGAAUAUGCCCAGGUCUUCCAUUGAAGCAGCGAUCAAUCGUAAGGACAAAGCCAAAUCCUUCUACCAUCUCUAUGAAGCACGAGGCCCUGGAGGCUCCUCCCUACUUAUUGAAAUAUUGACGGACAACAAAAACAGAACCUUGCAAGAAAUCCAACAUCUUCUGAAGAAACAUGGAGGCCUCCUUGCCAAUGGAGCUCGGCACAAUUUUGAGAAGAAGGGGGUUGUUGCAGUGAGUGGGGAGGACAAGACUGGAAACCUUGUCGUCAUGGACGAGGCCAUCAGGCUGGCUAUUGAAGCGGGAGCUGAAGAUGUCCAGGAAGAAGAAGAUGAGGAUGAGAAGGCGAUGCUGAAGUUUAUUUGUGCCGUGCCCACUUUGCAUGAGGUCCGUGAAAAACUGGAGUCUGUAGGCCUUUGUUGCCAAUCCGCUGGCCUCGAGUUCAUCCCUACCAUCAGCGCUCAGCUAUCAGAUCAGGAGAUGGAGCAGGCAGCGAAGCUGUUGAAAGCACUACAGGAAUGUGUGGAUGUUGUUCGAGUGUCUGACAAUAUUGCCUAGGCAAAUCGGCCUACCUCUGGAGGACAUUGCACUCCUUGAAUGGGUGCUGCCAAAGACGUGCCAGCUGAGUUCCGAUACGCUUUUUGCUUGACCUUGCAAGGAUGUGGAAGCUGGGGUGCCCUUUCUAACAGCAGAGGUUGGCCACUGUGGCUAAAGGUCACCAAUGUUUCCACUUGAGCAUUGUGAGAACGGUACCCAUGCCGUACCACCUUAUCAAUGAACCAGUGUUGUUGCAGAAAUAACACUUAAUUGAGGAUAUUCCUGAGCCAAUAGAGAUAUCAGUUAUUAAAUGUUUCAUUAUCCCAUAUAUUUGACUUGAUAACAAAAUUGGCCAGUAGAGUAUCGGCCUGUAGAUGUAACUUUAGUAAAAGCAGAGCAUUCAACUUUUCUGCUUCCCCCAGGGGUUGCCAUUCUCCAUAGAAUCCACAGGAUAUUUCCAGUAAGCCAUAAAAGACUGAAAUUGGUGAAAUAGACUUAUGCCUGUAUGUGCUUUGGUUCAUGCUGAAAGUGUUUCUUAGUAGAAGCCAUGAUAGCCGUC
Molecule: messenger RNA, 1725 nt
Organism: Varanus komodoensis (Komodo dragon)
Lineage: Eukaryota; Metazoa; Chordata; Lepidosauria; Squamata; Varanidae
Product: translational activator of cytochrome c oxidase 1
Exons: 6
Coding region: 354-1187 (277 amino acids)
Cellular component (GO): mitochondrion
Source: RefSeq, a predicted model, not a curated record